CAAGACGCCGCGAUCGGGAGCUACGUCAUGGAAGUCCUCGACGGCGUCCGCCCGGGCGAAGCCGCCAACGCGGACCCUUCGAAGCCGCGCCUGCCCGCGCCGAAACUGUACGAUUACGACACGAUCGUGUCGAAGGUGAAGCCGAACAAGGAGCUCACGGAGUCCGUCGAGGCCGCGUUCGCGGAGCUCGCGAAAGGGAAAGUCGACGUCCCGCUCCCGAUGCACAUCGGGAUCGCGGAAACCGCCGCCGCCGGCCCCGGGGACUGCCACAUCAAGGGCGGAUACAUCGAAGGCGCGCCGACGUGGACGGUAAAGCUCGCGUGCGUGAGCUUCUACAAGAACGUCGAGAAAGGCCUUCCCGCGGGCAGCGGCGUGUUCGUCGUCUGCGACGCCACGAACGGCGGCCCGAAGGCGGUCCUUCACGAGAACCGCUACCUCACGGACAUGCGCACGGGCGCGGCGGGCGCCGUGUGCGUCAAGCAUCUCGCGGUGAAGGGCGCCAAGUCCGUCGCGUUCAUCGGCACGGGCGUCAUCGCGGAGUCCAUGGCGCGCUCCACGGCGACCGUGUACGGGUUCGAGCAAGGGUACGGAUACUCCAGGAACAUCGACAAGGCGACGGCGUUCUGCGACAAGAUGCAGAAGGAGCUCGGGUACGACUUCAAAGCGUGCGACUCCGCGGAGGAGGCGGUGCGAAACGCGGACGUCGUCUUCACGCAAACUCCCGGCGGCGAGUGGGUCCUCGACCUCGCGUGGUUGAAACCGCACGCGACGAUCAUCGCGUCCGGGUCCGAUCAGCCCACGAAGAACGAGAUCCCGCCCGAGGUGAUGAAGAAAGCGAAGGUCAUCACGGACAUCACCGCGCAGUGCGUCCGCGUCGGCGAGGUCCGAAGCGCCGUCGCCGCGGGCGUCAUGAAGGAGUCGGACGUCCACGCGGAGCUCGGGGAGAUCAUCAACGGCAGCAAGAAGGGGCGGCAAGGGAAGGAGCUGAUCGUGUGCGACCUCACGGGGACCGGCGCGCAGGACGCGGCGAUCGGGAGUUACGUCAUGAACGUUUUGGAUUGACGAAGAGCGACGAGAGGGCGGAGCGGGUCCCUCCCGCGUUUAGCAGCGUUUGUUUCUGUUGUACACCCCAAAGACGAGUAUCAGAUUG
This is a messenger RNA of Micromonas pusilla CCMP1545, 1150 nucleotides long. RefSeq lists its product as uncharacterized. The transcript has a single exon. Lineage: Eukaryota; Viridiplantae; Chlorophyta; Mamiellophyceae; Mamiellales; Mamiellaceae. Gene Ontology annotation, cellular component: cytoplasm. Bases 28 to 1062 code for a protein of 344 amino acids. The record is from RefSeq and is a predicted model, not a curated record.